This is a messenger RNA of Gadus chalcogrammus (walleye pollock), 2063 nucleotides long. It is a transcript of the gene smad1, whose product is annotated as SMAD family member 1. Gene Ontology annotation, cellular component: heteromeric SMAD protein complex. Gene Ontology annotation, biological process: transforming growth factor beta receptor signaling pathway; anatomical structure morphogenesis; SMAD protein signal transduction. The coding region runs from base 515 to 1822 and encodes 435 amino acids. Lineage: Eukaryota; Metazoa; Chordata; Actinopteri; Gadiformes; Gadidae. The transcript has 8 exons. The record is from RefSeq and is a predicted model, not a curated record. Gene Ontology annotation, molecular function: I-SMAD binding; DNA-binding transcription factor activity, RNA polymerase II-specific; RNA polymerase II cis-regulatory region sequence-specific DNA binding.
CCCAUUACAAUCGCAAUGCAUGGUGAAAUGUUCUACGUAAAAGUAGGUCUUGUUAUUCUCGGACCGCCCCAAAGUGUAUCCCGCGGCGUGAUACUGGCGCUCGGCGGAGGGUGCGACGGUCCCGCGACUGACUGACGCCAGCGCGAGUAGCACCAAGACAGGCAGCUGUAUGAAAGAGUAGGGGGCGAGCCUUAAAGCAGCACAAAAGGUGGCUUCAAGGCCUUGGAAAUCAAGAAUCUAUGGACAACCUCGCCGGAGGAACGCUUUAAGGAGUUUUUCCAUUUAAAGCCGGACCAAAGCCAACAACUCUGGAUCCCAGCACGCUAGUGUUCCUCCCUACUUACAGAGAAAACUAAGAGACAGAAAACGGACAGGUCGAGCAAGAGGCUGAGAGAGAAGGAGCCGCCCGGCGGUGAAGCGCCUGCUGGGCUGGAAGCAGGGCGACGAGGAGGAGAAGUGGGCGGAGAAGGCGGUGGACGCGCUGGUCAAGAAGCUCAAGAAGAAGAAGGGGGCCAUGGAGGAGCUGGAGCGGGCGCUCAGCUGCCCCGGACAGGUCAGCAACUGCGUCACCAUCCCGCGCUCGCUGGACGGCCGGCUGCAGGUGUCCCACCGGAAGGGGCUGCCGCACGUCAUCUACUGCCGGGUGUGGCGCUGGCCCGACCUGCAGUCCCACCACGAGCUCAAGGCCCUGGAGUGCUGCGAGUACCCCUUCGGCUCCAAGCAGAAGGACGUGUGCAUCAACCCCUACCACUACAAGAGGGUGGACAGCCCCGUGCUGCCCCCUGUGUUGGUGCCGAGGAACAGCGAGUUCAACGCCAAGCACACCAUGCUGCCGCGCUUCCGCAACCCGCUGCAGCAGAACGAGCCGCACAUGCCCCAGAACGCCACCUUCCCCGAGUCCUUCGCCCCCCAGCAGCAGCAGCAGCAGCAGCAGCAGCAGCAGCAGCAGCCCAACCCCGUCCAGCCGUUCCCCCACUCGCCCGGGAACAGCUACCCCACCUCGCCGGGCAGCGGCAGCAGCAGCGCCACCUUCCCCCACUCCCCCAGCAGCACGGACCCCGGCAGCCCCUUCCAGAUGCCAGAAACCCCACCCCCAGCCUACAUGCCCCCAGAAGAGCAGAUGACUCAGGACUGCCCCCAGCCAAUGGACACCAACCUACUGGCUCCGAUCCUUCCUGUGGAGAGCAACAACAGGCCAGACGUCCAGCCCGUGGCCUACGAGGAGCCCAAGCACUGGUGCUCCAUCGUCUACUACGAGCUCAACAACCGCGUGGGCGAGGCCUUCCAGGCGUCCUCCACCAGCGUGCUGGUGGACGGCUUCACCGACCCCUCCAACAACCGCAACCGCUUCUGCCUCGGCCUUCUGUCCAACGUCAACCGCAACUCCACCAUCGAGAACACCCGGCGGCACAUCGGCAAAGGUGUGCACCUGUACUACGUGGGCGGGGAGGUGUACGCCGAGUGCCUGAGCGACAGCAGCAUCUUCGUCCAGAGCAGGAACUGCAACUACCACCACGGCUUCCACCCCACCACCGUGUGCAAGAUCCCCAGCGGCUGCAGCCUGAAGAUCUUCAACAACCAGGAGUUUGCAGAGCUGCUGGCCCAGUCCGUCAACCACGGCUUCGAGGCUGUCUACGAGCUCACCAAGAUGUGCACCAUACGCAUGAGCUUCGUCAAGGGCUGGGGCGCAGAGUACCACCGGCAGGAUGUCACGAGCACACCCUGCUGGAUAGAGAUCCACCUGCACGGGCCCCUGCAGUGGCUGGACAAGGUGCUCACCCAGAUGGGCUCGCCCCAUAACCCCAUCUCCUCCGUCUCUUAGGUCCGUCCGACACACUGCCUUAGCGAUGGCUUUUUCGAAACCCCAGCAAUUAUUAUUUUGUUUGUUUGUUUGUUUGUUUAUUUUUUUUGGUUCAAAAUAGUGGAAAAAAAAAGAUGAUAAAUUUUAGAUAGCGAUGAGAUGGUCCUUCACAGUGAUGCGCUUUAGGCUAACAUAACUCUUAGUUGAUUGGUAACGGUUGUGGUGGUUUCAACACUACUAGUGAUCAGGGCCAGCCAGGGAG